Molecule: messenger RNA, 6245 nt
Organism: Anarrhichthys ocellatus (wolf-eel)
Lineage: Eukaryota; Metazoa; Chordata; Actinopteri; Perciformes; Anarhichadidae
Gene: zc3h13
Product: zinc finger CCCH-type containing 13
Exons: 19
Coding region: 206-5869 (1887 amino acids)
Molecular function (GO): metal ion binding
Source: RefSeq, a predicted model, not a curated record
AUGCAACAACACCCUGGAGUACAAACGGCCUCGUAAACCACCGAAGAAGAAAAAGGCAAACGCUCACCCUCGGCCACCAUGAAGGGACCAAUGGCAGUUUCUGCCCCUGACUUUAAAGAAUAAGCCUUGUUAUUUCUACAAGUGCUGAAUCCACUUCCUGGACUCAAGUCGAUGCGACGCCGAAUCAAUAUCUUGGUCCUGCAGAAUGUCCAAGAUCAGGCGGAAGGUAACAGUGGAGAAUUCAAAAACCAUAUCUGAUAGCAGCAGCAGCAGCAGCACCACGACCAGCAGCACCAGCAACCCCGCCGCCCCGUCCCGCCGGCCCAGUGUGUUUGAAAGACUUGGCCCCAGCACUGGGAGUAAUGCUGCUGAUAGUCACUGCAGAAAUUGGCUGAAGACCGGUAAUUGCAGUUACGGCAACACUUGUCGCUACACACAUGGAACUCAGCCACGAGGCAAAGGAUUUAGCUUCAGCCGGUCAGCCGAGAGACCCACAGGUGAUCUGCGGGAGAGGAUGAAGAAUAAAAGACAGGAUGUUGACCCAGAAAACUUGAAGCGAGAGCCAGACGAGCCCACAUCCCCCACAGCGAGACAGAGAGACUCUUCCAGAGGCCGACACAGGGAAAAGGAGGAUAUAAAGAUCACAAAGGAGCGCACCCCAGCCAGUGAAGAAGAGCCCACAGAGUGGGAAACCAAUCGCGAAGACUCAGAUAUCGGUGACUACGACUACGAGUUAUCCCUUGAGAUGAAGCGACAGAAGAUUCAGCGUGAGCUGAUGAAGUUGGAGCAGGAGAACUUGGACAAGAGGGAGGACAUUGUCAUCAAGAAAGAUGAGACCCCCACCAAAACAAGAGCCACCGCCAUGCCGAAGGCCUCCCCAGAGCCGUUAAGCAAGCAAGACUCGCCCUCAUCCAGGAAGUCAAGUGGAUCCCCAAAACACAAAAGUGGAACCAAAGGCCCGGGCUCUGGAAAGAAAGAGAAGAAGGCAUUAGUGCCCUCGCCGGUUUUAGAAUCUACCAGGCCUUCAAAAGGGAGCCACAGUAAGAAGAAAGGGCCCCGGACCCCGAGUCCUCCUCCCCCAGUCCCUCUAGAUAUUCCUGUAAUUGGGAAGAAACACAAAGGCAAGCACAAGAACAAGGAGAAGUCUGUGGAGAAGCAGAAGGAGGCGAAAGAUCGGGGGCGAGAUACAGAAAAACACAAAGAGAAGAAGGAGAAACGCAGGGACCGAUCAGACAGUUCCCACAAGGCCAAGCGGUCAAUGACAUCAGAGGAGCGUUCCGGUAGUGUGUCAUCUCCCUCCAGGGGCACUUCGCCCCCAGCCAGGAAGAAAUCCACUUCUCCGAAGGCUUCGUCCCAUAAGACCCCCACACUGGUCUCCCCUCCUCGCAGGUCACCCUCUCCUCCACGCCACCAGCGCACCCCCACUCCUCCACGCCACCACUCGCCCUCCUCCCACUCGGGUUCCUCUGCCCAGCGGCACUCUUCGUCUCCUCGCCGCCGGCGCUCGUCCUCUCCCACCUACCACCGGAGCGCGGCGGCCCCGGCGUCUGCCUCCUCCCCUCCGAGCUCCCGGCGCUCCCGAUCACCUCCCGCCUCCCACGGCGCCGCCUCUCCACACCGCCGAUCUGACAGAUCGAGCCCCAGCCAGCGCCACUCCAGUGGCCGCGAGAGGAGCCGUGGUGAAAGAGAGAGGAGUCCGCCUGCUCAGGAGCGCAGGCAUGAGCGCAGAGAUGAAAGCCGCAGCAAGCGAGAAAAAGAGCGCGACGAACGGGACUAUGACUCUGAACAGGUCUCAUCACGGGACGCUCGCGAUGACCGCGAGACCAGAGAGGCUCGUGAGCGACGGGACGGUCGCGACCGAGGAAGGGAAACGACCCGAGAUUCUCGUGACAAUCGAGACAACAGGGACGUGAAGGACUCCAGAGAGAGCAGAGCAGAGACCCGCUCCAGUCGAGAGUCGCUGGAGCGCCGUGACCGCGAACGGGAACGAGAGAGGGACCGGGAGAAGGAGAAGGAGAGAGAGCGAGAAAAGGAGAGAGAGAGGGAGAGGACUGACACCCACAGGAAGGAGGAACCGGCUCACGAGGACAGGAGUUAUGGGAGAGGUCAUGGACGGGAAGACGGAGGAAGAGCUGAAGGAAGGACGGACAACAGGACAGACAGAACUGAGAGAAAUGGACGAGGGAGAGGGCGUGCUACUGAAACUUCUGAUAAAGGCUCAAACAGGAACUCCCGGGGUUCCCAGCUGGAGAACAGCCAUGACAACUGGGAGUCGCGGAGCAGCGCGGUGCGUGAGCGGAGUGUAGAGAGGAGCACCGACCGCACCGCUACCGAAAGGAGCUCUGAGAGGGGCGCAGACAGAGAUCGCUAUGAGGGUGACAGGAGAGGAGAGCAGGCCAGAGACUCCUCCUACGACAGGAGAGGAGGGCACGCAGAGCGGGAUCGCAGAGACAACCGAGAGAGAGGUGGAGAUCAAAGAGCAGCCUCUCCAAAUAGACACCAGGGGAGAUCAGAUGAGCCUGAGAGGGAGGAGAGGAGGGAGGACCGCAGGACAGAUAGAACGGAGGAGAGAAGAGACGACAGGACUCGUGACCGGGAGAGGGAGAGGGAGCGGGAGAGAGAGAGGGAGAAAGAGAAGGACCGAGAGAGGGAGAGGGAAAAGGAGCGAGAGAAGGAGGCGGAGAGGGAGCGGGCCAGGGAGAGAGAGCGGGAGCGGGAACGAGAGAGGGAGAGAGAGCGAGAGAGGGAAAGGGAGCGGGAGGAGCGGGAGCGAGAGAGGGAGGAACGGGAGAGGGAGAGGGAGAGGAAGGAGCGGGAGAGGGAGCGGGAGAGAGAGAGGGAGCAGCGGGAGAGAGAGAGGCAGCGGGAAUGGGAGGAGCGAGAGAGAGGGCGAGAGGAAAGGCGGGAGAGGAGAGAUGACACCAGGGACGACCGGCCCAUCAGAGACACCCGGGAUGACCGCAAGACGAGUCGCAAGAGGCCCAGGGUGGAGAGCAGCCCGAGCCCAAGGGCCUCGCCGAAGCGAGCUGCUCGGGACGUCAGUCCUGCAGACAGCGACGGCUACAACAGUGCAGAAGAGAAAAGUGAGCGCCCGAUCGGCCGAGGGCCGGCCAAGCUCCACCCUCCGCCCCUCCUCCCCAGCCCAGUGUGUCUGCAUCCACCUGACAGUGCUGACAAAAAUCGCAUGCUGAGCCAGGUGGUGCGGCCCCAGGAGCCCUUGUUGCGUUCUCCCCCGAGGGCUGUUCCGACUGAUGAGAAGCCCGCUCACUGGAAGGAUGAGGAGCGCAGAGGAGCCGCUGACAAAAGGGAAGCACGCAGCCGCCAUGAGGACCUGGAGCCUCGCGGGGAACGCACCAGAGGAGGCGACAGGCGAGGAGAGCCCCUUGUGGAAACCCCGUCCGACUCUCGUAGCAGAGGCAGAGACCAGCGAGAGUCCACGCCGCCUCCCCCGCCCCCCCCUCCUUCGGCCCUCGCCGCUUCCAGCGAAGACAGAGACACUGCUGGCUCACAGUCCCACGAGGAGGGUAAAAAGAAGACAAAGUCUCAGAGGAAGGGACUGAAGAAGGGUCGCAAGGAAGAGGAGGUUGGCGGUGGCAACAUUCUGGCAGGUGCGGGAGAACGUUUCAAGUCCGAGCCCCCAACCAGCGGUGCUGUAGACGUACCUCCACCCGUACACUCGCCCAAGAAAGGAGCCAAGAAGAAGGCGCUUGAUCGAAAGAGGAAACGGUCACGAGAGGGAGAAUCUGAUGUGUCUGAUGAAGAUUUAUCUGCCCCUCAGCCACAUAAUAAGAGGAAGCGAGGGCCCAGGACGCCACCACCGUCGAUGAGGCCGGAUCACCGUGGUACUGGAGGCAUCACAGAGCCAUCUCCUCUGUCCAAAAUGGACAACUUCAGUGACUGGUCAGAUGAGGAGGUCACAGACCGAGGAGCACCACUGGAAACACAACCUCCACCGGCUCCGGCUGAGCAUCUUAAGAGAGGUGUUGUCCCCAGAGUGGGCAGGGACAGGGAGCGGUGCCACCCUCCUCCCAUCGCCCCUCUGCUCCCCCAAGAUCCUCCAAUACUGCUGCUGCCGACUCUGACUCCGCAGCCCCUCAUGUCCCAGCCGCUGCUCCGCAAACUGCCCCCGGAGCAGACGCGCAGCAGCAGCAUGGGGAGCAACCAGAGCCGCACGUCAUCCAGACGCUUGCGAUCACCCUCCAACGAGUCAGCGCACCGAGAAGACCCCCAAGGUCCACGACCCCGCCGGGGCAGGCUGCAGGGUGCCAACUCUCGGGACCGAGAGCGGGAAAGGGAGAGGCCAGUCGUGACUGACCCUCCGGUGGCCGAGAGGAAGUCUCGAAUCGACCAGUUGAGGAGAGGAGAGCCCAGUCGCAGCACCUCCUCAGACCGCCAGGAUUCACACAGCCACAGCUCCAGGCGCAGCUCCCCUGACUCUGAGAGGCUGGCCAGGUCAGAGUCCCGCGCCGGCUCCUACGACAGUCGAGAACGGGAGAGAGACAGGGAGCCGUUUGAGCGGGAACGAGACCGAAAGGACCUCCGGCCUCAGCAGCAGCAGCAACCGCAGCAGCAGCAGCAGCCCCUGCUCCUCCAACCGCCCCUACAACAGCCAAGAGACUGGGAGCCUGAACCCAGGGACUGGCCUAGCAGGGCACGGGAGCCCCUACUGAUGCGGCCUGGCCGGGAACCUCUCCUGAGGGAGCGGGACAUCAGGGACAGGGAACGCUUGCUCCCCGAAGGACUCAUGCAGCAGCACGAGCGGGAACGGGAAAGAGAGCGAGAGAGAGACGGUAGAGGUGACCGAGGCGGCGAUCGAGAGAGGGAGAGGAUGAUGAUGAUGGACCUGCCGCCCCACGGAGACCCCAGGGCCCCGGCACGAGGCGACCUGAGGGGCGACCUGAGGGGCGACCUGAGGGGCGACCUGAGGGGCGACCUGAGGGGCGACCUGAUGAGACAGGAGAGGAGCGAAUAUGAGCCUCUGCUGCCAAGAGAGGCCUUCAGCCCUCCAGAGCCGGAGAAACCAAGCAACAGUCACCAUGUCAUAGGAGAGCAACGGGAGCUGGAGAAGACGGACAGCAUCGAUGGUAAGAAGAUCAAAACACUUUAUUUUGUCACUUUCUUUCCGAAUUUCCAACAUGAAGUCUUUGUGUUCUCAGGAGACGAUGAUGGGAAAGAAGACGAUGGCCAGUCAGUUGCGUCUGUGGGAGAGGAGUAUGAACCGAUCAGUGAUGAUGAGCUGGACGAAAUUCUGGCCGACAGCCAGAAAAAAGAGGAUCAGCAAGACGAUGAAAAAAUUACAGGUCCUCUGGAUGUCAUUGAUGUGGACUGGUCCAGCCUGAUGCCCAAAACAAAGCCAGAGCCGCGGGCAGCGGGGGCAGCGUUGCUCCGGUUCACCCCAGGGGCCGUGCUUCUUAGGGCGGGAAUCUCCAAGCGCCUCGCUGGGCCUGAGCUCCUGGAGCAAGUCAGAGAGGUGUGCAAGUCUGAGCUGGACGACCCCAAAGAUGCUGACAAGCUGUUUGAGCAUGACCUGGGGGCUCUGAAUAUGGCCGCCCUGAACAGGCGGGUGGAGAGGGCAGGUUUGCUGAGAAACCUUGGGCCCUGCUGCAAGGCCCUGUGCGCCCGCAGGGACUUCGCCAUCCGCCGGCAGCUGUUAAAAAAUGACAAGGGCCUCACCAAGCAGUACCCCGCUACGCCCGUGGUGGACAACGAGCUGCUGCAGAUGAGCAUGCGUCUCUUCAGAAGGACCGUGGCUGGCCCCGCCGCGGGCCCAGAGCGGGCCGAAGCCAGUGGGUCGGUACCAGCAGCCGAGGUUGCGCCAGCUGGUAGCAGUAAGCUCAGCACAGCGCAGCCAGAGGUGUGUGUGUCCUAAGAGAAAUGGGUUUUGAUUAGUCAAACACAUGAAAGUGAACACGUCUGACUCUGUCCCGUUUCAGUUCAUACAUAGCAUUUUUAGUCAUGAGAGGAAAUAAAAAGAAAACGUCAAACUUGUGAGUCUCACUCAGUUGUGCUUUACAUAUUUUGGAUGAAGUUCUCUGCCAUAGACUACUGGACAUUCAAGCCUAUGGAGUGUUAUGAAACAUGUAUGAGAGGCGUAAAACCCUAAAAUUUCUGUUUUUUGUGCUUUGCAAUGGUUUAGAGCAUCUUUUUCACUGUCAGUUUCACCUGCCUAACCAAGUUCAAAUGACUAUUUUGUUUUUGUUUAUUGUGCAUUGGUUUCUACGACUGCAUUAAAAUGGUUAGAUGUC